AUGAGUUGCCUUGCAGUGCACUGGGGUCUUCUCCUUUGCGCGUGGCUGAGUGGGUCUCUUCUUGUGGAUUUUAUUUGGUCUUCUUGUCCUCUGCGUUUCAUAGAAUCCGCUGUUUUAUUAAGAAUUGAUUUUUUGUUUUUGUUUUUGCGAUUGGUCAAUACAACACUCUUCACUUUUUUUUUUUUCUGCCGGCCCAUCACAAAAGGGAGCGGAGUGGGCACUGACACACACACACAUAUCUAUAUGCAUAUAUAUAUCUACAUGCCCACAAAUAUGGUGAGGAAACGCAGCCGGGCGUGGCAGAAUUCACCCAACGAGAAGCGCAAAAGGGGAACUUGCAUCAAAAGUGGACUGGGAGAACUGGGCGAUUUGGACGCUGUUGCGCCUACAGGCACCUCUGGAAGGAUCCGUGCCGACGUUUCAAACACGAAGGCGGUGGGUGCUGCGUCGGCGGAAGGGGAGUUUGCCUUUUCUACUGCACCCUUUUUGUCCCUUUCCCGCUCAGCGCCGAGUGCGUUUGGACACGGGUGGGAUGAGUGGAAGCGUGUGAAACGAAUGCUAUUUGAUCCUCAGGACGGGACAGGCCUGACAGAAGCUAGGCGCGAGGCAUUGAACCGCAUCCAACUUGUGUGGAAGGCACGUGAGCGUAAAAACCGGCAGCUUCCGGCGUAUGCGGAGGCCACAGCGCUUCUGAUGGAGGCUUUUUCACUUGACGAAGGAGAUCAGCUUUCGUCUUUGGGUGCCGUUUCUUUUUAUGGUGCGGCGAUAUCACGUGCGGUGCAUCUCAUGACAGGCAGUUUUGCUCGUGGGGCGGCGGACACUUACAGGAAGCGGGCUCGACUGAUUGGCUUUCCCGAGGAGGCGGUGGAGGUGCGGCAACGUGUGGCGCACGGUGCCCUGCCACUUCUGUCUGAGCUUCGCUGGGUGUGUGGGCUUGUGCUGCAGUUUUUGUUUCACCACUACUGGGUGGAGCAGGAGCGUCAUGUGCACCUCAUGGAGGAAGAAACAGAGGGUGAGGAGGACAACGCGACGUCUGGACAUGGGGUUCAACAGAGUGCUCCAAGUACCACAGUCGAGGAGAUGCGGCAACUACUUGAGGAUCUUAGCGACGUUGGUGAAGAUGUCACCGAUUACUCUAAUGACCGUGUUGAAUUCCUGCAGGAUGGCUGGAAAUUGUGCUGA
Trypanosoma cruzi is the source of this 1182-nucleotide messenger RNA. RefSeq lists its product as uncharacterized. Gene Ontology annotation, cellular component: Las1 complex; preribosome, large subunit precursor. The record is from RefSeq and is a predicted model, not a curated record. Gene Ontology annotation, molecular function: endonuclease activity. NCBI's taxonomy places the organism in Eukaryota, Euglenozoa, Kinetoplastea, Trypanosomatida, Trypanosomatidae. Gene Ontology annotation, biological process: maturation of 5.8S rRNA; maturation of LSU-rRNA. The coding region runs from base 1 to 1182 and encodes 393 amino acids. The transcript has a single exon.